Prunus dulcis (almond) is the source of this 785-nucleotide messenger RNA. RefSeq lists its product as uncharacterized. The record is from RefSeq and is a predicted model, not a curated record. The transcript is spliced from 3 exons. The coding region runs from base 256 to 624 and encodes 122 amino acids. NCBI's taxonomy places the organism in Eukaryota, Viridiplantae, Streptophyta, Magnoliopsida, Rosales, Rosaceae.
ACAUUUGAAUAAUGAUUUAUGGAGGAGAUUAGUUCUCCAUGACCAAAGAAAUGGUUCAAAUCCUAAUUAAAUGAAGUCGUAAUCUCAACAACCCAGACAACUCAAACCCAUUGAAUUGCUAAUCAAGCCCGAGGAGUUAGCUCAAGCGGUGAAGAUCGAUGCGGAAAUGGUUUAGGGUUAGACAAGGUCAAGGUAGUAGGGGUGUAUCUUUAUAGCAAACUGAGAUUUGGGUUUUGGAAAACAGAAAGUGGCAACAUGUUUGGGACAGCGAUAAGGUGUAUUGCGAGGAAACCAAAACCGCAGAUGAAACCCAUAGAGCUCAAAACCCCACCUGAGCAGACGCAGACCAUCACUAGGGCCAUCUUCGAUAUCGUCAAGGAGCAUGGUCCUCUCACCAUUACUGAAACCUGGGAUCACGUUAAGGAAGUUGGGUUGAGAGGAUUGACGAGCAAGAGGCACAUGAAGAUAGUGUUGAGGUGGAUGAGGGAGAGGCAGAAGCUUAGACUAAUUUGCAACCAUGUAGGGCCUCAGAAGCAGUUUCUGUAUACGACUUGGUUUACAAAGCCCAAUCUCAGGCAGCAGGGAAAACCAGUAAAUGAUUCUCCACAACCCAAGUCUCCUUGAAGUCUCUGGAUUAUUAGCUUAAGAGUAUUGCUCUACCGUUAUCAAACUUCGAGUUGUUUUGCUACAACCAUCGUUGUAAAACUAGAAGCUAAAGGGCUAAGUUGUAAUGGUCUCUCUUUCCAACUUGUCAGUGAUUCUUAUUUAGAUAAUGGUUUGGAGAC